CUCUCUGGAUCGCUGCGGAUACUCGGAACCUGAGAGGGUCGACUUCCUAAUACUUACCCAGACUGCGGUUUGAACCGAGGACUUUGCACUGAUUACCCAGAGUUCCGCCGCUGCUGCAGGUUGUUAUCAUGUCGGUUGUCGGGUUCGACUUGGGUUUUCAGAACUGUCACGUUGCUAUAGCCCGAGCCGGCGGCAUCGAGACCGUUGCCAAUGAAUUUAGCGACCGCUGCACCCCCGCUGUAGUAUCGUUUGGAUUGAAAAACAGGACAAUUGGCAUUGCUGCCAAAAACCAGCUAAUCACAAAUGCCAACAACACUGUAUCCAGCUUUAAGAAAUUCCAUGGCCGUGCAUUUAAUGAUGCAUUUGUGCAGAAAGAGAAGAAUAAUUUGCCCUACACGCUAGUACAAACGAAUAACGGUGGUGUUGGUGUUAAGGUCAAUUAUCUGGAAGAAGAGCAUGUAUUUAGCAUUGCACAAAUAACUGCCAUGCUGUUAACUAAGCUAAAGGAGACUGCAGAGAACAACCUCAAGAAGCCGGUCACUGACUGUGUCAUAUCUGUACCAUCCUUCUUCACAGAUGCAGAGAGGAGAUCUGUUUUAGAUGCUGCCCAGAUUGUUGGCCUUAACUGCCUGAAGUUAAUGAACGACAUGACAGCAGUUGCUUUGAACUAUGGAAUAUAUAAGCAGGACCUUCCAGCUCCAGAGGAGAAACCUAAAAUUGUGGUGUUUGCUGACAUGGGACACUCCUCUUUCCAAUUAUCUGCCUGUGCCUUUAAUAAAGGCAAGUUAAAGGUUCUUGGCACAGCCUUUGACCCAUACUUGGGAGGAAGACGUUUUGAUGAAAAGCUUGUUGAACACUUUUGUGUAGAAUUCAAAACAAAAUACAAGCUGGAUGUGAAAUCCAAAAUCAGAGCCGUUCUGCGCCUCCAUCAAGAAUGCGAAAAGCUGAAGAAACUAAUGAGCAGCAAUAGCACUGAUCUGCCGCUAAAUAUUGAAUGCUUUAUGAACGACCUUGAUGUAUCGGGGCGGAUGAACAGGGUUGAAUUUGAAGGUUUAUGUUCUGACCUCUUGCAAAGAAUAGAAGGUCCUCUUCACUCAUUAAUGGAACAGACACAGUUACGUGCCGAAGAUAUCUCUGCAGUGGAGGUCAUUGGGGGCGCCACUCGAAUUCCAGCUGUGAAGGAGAGGAUUGCUAAGUUCUUCGGGAAGGAUGUCAGCACGACAUUAAACGCAGAUGAAGCUGUGGCAAGAGGCUGUGCUCUGCAGUGUGCGAUACUUUCUCCAGCAUUCAAAGUGAGAGAGUUCUCCGUCACAGAUGUUGUUCCUUACCCCAUCUCUCUUAAAUGGAGCACAGAAGCAGAUGAGGCUGAGGGAGUCCACGAAGUUUUCAGCAAAAAUCACGCUGCUCCUUUUUCCAAAGUUCUCACCUUCUACCGAAAGAAUGCUUUCCAGAUUGAAGCUUUUUACUCUGAUCCUUCUGCCGUCCCCUAUCCAGAACCAAAAAUAGGUCAUUUUGUGGUGCAGAACAUUUGUGCAGCUAAAGAUGGCGAGAAGUCGAAGGUGAAAGUGAAGGUGCGCGUAAACACACAUGGCAUUUUCAGUGUCUCCACUGCCUCCAUGGUAGAGCGAAUGGAAGUGGAUGAGUCUGAGGAGCAGACUGGAGAAAUGAGUGGAGCUGAGAGUCUGAGCACUACUGAGACCCUGGAAACUGAUAAAGGUAUCCAGCAAGACAGCAGUGAGGCUGGAACACCGCCCCAGGUACAAACUGAUGAGCAGCACUGUCCCCCUCCACCUGAGACAUCCAGUGGGGAUCAUAAAAUGACUGAAACUGACAAAGGCAACGAAAAGAAAAUAGAUCAGCCUCCAGAAGCGAAGAAGCCCAAGAUAAAGGUGAAGAACAUAGAGCUGCCCAUUGAAGCAAAUCUCGUAUGGCAGCUGAGCAAGGACCUUCUUAAUAUGUACAUUGAGAAUGAGGGCAAAAUGAUCCUUCAAGAUAAACUGGAGAAAGAGCGGAACGAUGCCAAGAAUGCCGUGGAGGAGUACGUCUACGAGAUCAGAGACAAACUCUCCGGGCCUUACGAAAAAUUUGUCAGUGAUAAGGACCAAAGCAAAUUUCUAGAGCUUCUAACGGAAACUGAGAACUGGCUGUACGAGGAUGGUGAAGACCAGCCCAAGCAGGUGUAUAUUGACAAGCUGGAAGAGCUGAAGAAACUCGGCACUCCAAUUCAGAAUCGUUGUAGAGAGGCAGAAGAGCGUCCAAGAAAGUUUGAAGAGCUUGGACAAAGACUUCAGCACUAUGCCAAAAUUGUAGAAGAAUACAGGAAUAAGAGUGAAGCCUAUCAACACAUCAGCAGCACUGAUAUAGAAAAGGUGGAAAAAUGUGUCCGAGAGACCAUGGAAUGGAUGAACAAUAUAAUGAAUGCCCAGGCAAAACAGAGACUGGAUCAGGACCCGGUUGUUCAAGUGCACGAAAUCAAAGCAAAGUGCACAUCUUUGGACAGCAGCUGCCAUGGAAUCGUAUCACAACCAAAGCCCAAGGUUGAAUCUCCAAAACAAGAGAAACCUGUGAAUGGCGUGAAUGAAAACCAUGAAGAUGGCACCAACGGCGAAAAGAACAAGAAUAACCCGACCCAACCCCAGCAGAAUGGAGAAUGUCAUCCCAAUGAGAAGAGCACCAUUGACAUGGACUUUGAUUAAUGGGUUGGGUUUGACCUUUUGCAGCAAAAGUAGCGAGCAGGAAGUCUUCCCACGCAAACUGGUUGUAAAUUAAGAUUUAUAAGAUUUUUUUUUUUUUUUGUUCUAAUAUUUCAGUAAGAGGCGACCAAACACUGCUUAAGGGACUAUUUAUUAUGACAUGUUUUAAAGAAAAGGUUACUUUUUUAUGUGUUAUGUAUUUUUCUUCACUGUAUGAUCUAUGGAACGCGUAUUGACUCUGAUAUUGCCUUGGUUACUUGAAAAACAAAUUCCUGUGGAAUUGUGAACUUCAUAUUGACGCUUCUUUGUAGAUGAAAUCUUUCAGAACACAGCAGGCAUCUCAAAUUCUGGCUGAUAUUUAAUAAAGCACCAGAAGAACAGCAUUUCCGUCAUUUUCCUUUAAAGGGUACUUGCAUGCCGCAACGAGCCAGAAGGCUUUAAGAAACUGUUCUUCCGAACCAUUACUUUAUUCUUGACGUAAUUCCUUCAUACAGAUAUUUGUCUCUCUUGGUGCAACUGUUAUAUUACUGGAGUUUUAAUGGUGGGGGGAAAAAAGAAAACGUAUGUUGUUGUCACAAGAGCCAACCAGCUAUUACAUAUAUUUUAUUUCCCCUUGAAUUUGCUUUCAGAAAGCCACAGUGAAAGAUGUACUGAUAGUGUUGUGCCUGUCAUGGAGCCUUCAUUGAACUUUAAUAAAUAAAGUUCUUGACUCAAA
This is a messenger RNA of Xenopus laevis (African clawed frog), 3408 nucleotides long. It is a transcript of the gene hsph1.S, whose product is annotated as heat shock protein family H (Hsp110) member 1 S homeolog. The record is from RefSeq and is marked provisional. NCBI's taxonomy places the organism in Eukaryota, Metazoa, Chordata, Amphibia, Anura, Pipidae. Gene Ontology annotation, molecular function: ATP hydrolysis activity; ATP binding. Gene Ontology annotation, biological process: response to stress; protein folding. Gene Ontology annotation, cellular component: cytosol; nucleus; cytoplasm.